Molecule: messenger RNA, 992 nt
Organism: Fusarium redolens
Lineage: Eukaryota; Fungi; Ascomycota; Sordariomycetes; Hypocreales; Nectriaceae
Exons: 1
Coding region: 134-754 (206 amino acids)
Source: RefSeq, a predicted model, not a curated record
CGAACAUUCAACCUCAUGAUUUCUCGUUUCAAGAUGGUAGCGCUUGGAUCACCCCAAGACAUACUUUUUAUCUAUUCCUGAGUUCCUACCCAAGCUCUGCAAACUCUAUUUAAACCAGCACUUUGACUCUAAAAUGGCUCCUUCAUGGCUCGAAAAGUUCAUUGUCCGCGUGGACGCAACCCCAGACCCUCGACGAAGCGCGGAAAAGCCUGCGCUGGAAAUGCACUACACCGCUCUUGUCGGACACCGCCGAAUUUUGGGAAUUAAAGGCGAAAAAGAACCUCGCUACGAAGUCACACGACGAGCUGUUCUGGAAAUCUGGGGAGACAAAUGCUACGUCAAAUCUCUCAGUCAGAAUGCGGAGGUAGCCAUGAUGGACUUUCACAGCCUCCCUCCCAAGACGGAGGUCAACUUCUCACAGAACGGCCGCAGCAUCACUAUGAAGGGGGCUGAAGGAAAGUUUACUGCGGGUGGUGGUCUUGGCGAAGUGCAUUGGAAGCCGACGGGAAUGGUUGCUUACGGCAAAGCUUCAUGGGAGCUGAGGGACAAUACGAGCCUUAUGAUGUCAGUUACCAUUGAUGAUCAACAGAUCAACGGAGUGAUUAGUCUCUGGAAGAGCGGUCUCGCCCCAGAGGUGGAAGAGGAGUUGGUCGUGGUCGGAAUUUCCAAGAUCGAAGAGUAUCGAAGACUGAUCAGGAAUUCCAAGGUGUCUGCCGUGGGUGCCGUUUCGAAUGCCUCUUGGCUAGCAGUCUAGAAAGAUUAGCUAAAAUGACCAACUCUGGGGAAUGGAUGACAAUAGAACUUCGGUUCAGCUUGGCAUGGGGCUGUGGUAGGACUCUCUUCUGUGUUCUUCGUAUCGAUAUCUCUUGAUGACACCCUAGAACAGAAUCAAGCAACCUAAGACAUUGUCCAGGAAUAGAUCUUUGCCUUUUCGCGCGGGACUUUAAAGUCCAAAGUCGAAUAAAUACAAGUAUAUUGAUCACAUAAAGCAG